This is a messenger RNA of Panicum virgatum (switchgrass), 1244 nucleotides long. RefSeq lists its product as uncharacterized. The transcript has a single exon. The coding region runs from base 120 to 902 and encodes 260 amino acids. The record is from RefSeq and is a predicted model, not a curated record. Lineage: Eukaryota; Viridiplantae; Streptophyta; Magnoliopsida; Poales; Poaceae.
CUAAACCAUCAAACAAAGAGGUCUAGGCGUGCGUGGGCACAGUCACAGCACAGACCUCCUCCCAUUCAUUCGACGCCGCUCCCGCACGGCCGCCCCGGCAUCCCUCCCCAAUCCCACCCAUGUGGCCGUCGUGGGUGAAGACGCGCAGCUCCGACUCCAACGCGGCGUCCACCUCCACCGCGCUCGUCGCCGCCGGCGCGUCCCCGCGCCUCUCCUUCCCCUCCCCGUCCCUCAAGGACCUCCGGACGCUGCUCGCGCCGGACCACCCCGCCGGGGACCCGUCCUCCGCCUCCCCGUCGCCGCGCGUCUUCCACCGCAUCCGCGUCGCGGCCUCCGCGCUCCGGGUGCUCCGCACGCUCCAGCAGCCCUCGUCCGCGGCCGCGCCCGCCAGCGGCUGCGCGGGGGAGCUCCCCGCCCCCGCCCCCGCCGGCGCGGGCGGGCGGGUGGUGCUCUACUUCACCUCGCUCCGCGUGGUCCGCCGCACCUACGAGGACUGCCGCGCCGUGCGGGCCAUCCUGCGCGGGCUCCGCGCCGCCGUCGACGAGCGCGACCUCUCCAUGGACCGCGCCUUCCUCCCCGAGCUCGCGGCGCUCCUCCCGGAGCAGCAGCAGCGCCGCCGCGUGGCGCUGCCCCAGGUCUUCGUCGGCGGCCGCCACCUCGGCGGCGCCGAGGAGGUCCGGCGCCUCCACGAGUCCGGCGAGCUCCGCCGCAUCGUGGCCCCCGCCCCCGCCUUCCCCUCCGCCUGCGCCCGCUGCGGCGGCGAGCGCUACGUGCUCUGCGGCGCCUGCGACGGCAGCCACAAGCGGUACAGCCUCAAGGGCGGCGGCGGGUUCCGCGCCUGCGCCGACUGCAACGAGAACGGGCUCGUCCGGUGCCCCGGCUGCUGCGCCCCCGCCGCCUGAUCCAGAUCCACCCGAGAUCCGGCUGGGCCCCUCCCUGCCUCCCUGCUUCGGGUUCCCCUCUCUAGCAAACUCAAAAACUCUCUAGAAGUACUAGCACUACUCUGUACUACUUACUCCACUUGCCAUCAAAAUUGAUUAGGAGGAGGAUCAUAAGUCCGCGUCUAGUACUGUACUACUCAUUGCAGUUAGUGUUCUUCAGCCACCAGAUCAGGAACUGGGGCUCUGGAGCGAGUACUAUUUCCCAUUCCCUCCAACCUUGGAUUAUUAGAACAUAAACUAGAAAACAGUCAGUUUCAGUUUCGCUGUUCUCUUGGUUAAUCCGCCUUUGAGUCUUUGAAGCCA